Oreochromis niloticus (Nile tilapia) is the source of this 3630-nucleotide messenger RNA. RefSeq names its product acyl-CoA synthetase bubblegum family member 1 (gene acsbg1). Gene Ontology annotation, molecular function: long-chain fatty acid-CoA ligase activity. Lineage: Eukaryota; Metazoa; Chordata; Actinopteri; Cichliformes; Cichlidae. The coding region runs from base 238 to 2325 and encodes 695 amino acids. The record is from RefSeq and is a predicted model, not a curated record. The transcript is spliced from 14 exons. Gene Ontology annotation, cellular component: membrane; endoplasmic reticulum.
AAGGCUGUUUUACAUGUGAAAAGCGAAGGUGAUUUGAAUUCGGGACAUGUUCUUGAGCAACUGAUUCCAAUGCACUACCCACAUGGUCUUUCCUGUUUGUUUCACAACCUUUAGCGACUUGGGAAGGCUUGCUGAAUUAGAGUUUGUUUGAGGUUUUUUUUGUUUUCUUAAUCCAGUAUAUUCCCAUAAAUCACGUUUGUCCUAGUUUUGAAAGGAGGAUUUUUGAGCAAGAUCAGAAUGGAAAAGAAGGUCGAUCAUCAACUUGAGGAUAGUGUGAUGUCGCCAGCUCAGAAGACCACGGAACACACGCAGACAGAUAGUGAAGAGCUCACCUUUAUAGGACAAAUAGAUGUAAGUCAGGCAUUUGCCAGCACACCUCUUGCUCCAGCCCAUUCUCUUUGGACCACUGAUGCUAGAGGUUCAGUCAAGCUGAGAAUAGAAGAAGGAUGUGCAGAGGAACCCAACACAGUUCACCAGUUGUUUAAAGCCUCAGUUGAAAAAUAUGGAAACAAGCAUGCACUUGCCAGCAAGAAGAACAACAAAUGGGAAAAGAUAACUUUCCUAGAGUAUUACCAGUUGUGCCGGAGAACAGCCAAGAGCUUUCUAAAGCUGGGUUUAGAGCGAUUCCAUGGCGUGGGAAUACUAGGAUUCAAUUCAGCAGAAUGGUUCUUCUCUGCAGUCGGUGCAAUCAUGGCAGGAGGAAUAAUGGCAGGAAUUUAUGCCACAAACUCACCAGACGCGUGCCAUUAUGUGGCUAGUGACUCUAAAGCCAACAUUAUUGUGGUAGAAAAUCAGAAGCAACUGGAGAAGAUACUGCAGAUAUGUGACAGACUACCCAAUUUAAAAGCCAUAGUGCAGUACAGUGGACAGGUCCAGCAGAAGAUCUCAAAUCUCUACUCUUGGGAGGAGUUCAUGGAGCUGGGCCUGGAUGUUUCUGAAAAACAAUUGGAUGACAUUAUCAGCAGUCAGAGAGCUAACCAGUGCUGUGUUCUGAUCUACACAUCUGGCACCACAGGCAAGCCGAAAGGAGUCAUGCUCAGUCAUGACAAUAUCACAUGGACGGCCAUUCAUGCCAGCAGGGCUGGAGAAAUGCAGCCAGCCGACACUAAACAAGAGUCACUAGUCAGUUACCUGCCUCUCAGCCACAUUGCUGCUCAGAUCUAUGAUCUCUGGACAGGCAUCCACUGGGGUGAGCUGGUAUACUUUGCACAGCCAGAUGCCUUAAAGGGAAGCUUGAUAACUACACUUCGGGAGGCUCGCCCAACAUCCCACAUGGGUGUCCCUCGGGUAUGGGAGAAAAUGAUGGAGAAGAUAAAACAGGAGAUUAGUCAGUGUGGAUAUUUGAAAAAGAAACUGGUUACAUGGGCAAUGUCAGUCAGCCAGGAAACAAAUCAAAAGUGUACGCAUGAGAAUGAUGAAAAACCGUUCCUUUUUUACGUGGCUGACAGCCUUGUGCUGCAGAAGCUUCGGAAUGAGCUGGGCCUGUCGUGCUGUCAGAAGUUCUUUUCAGGAGCAGCACCGAUCAGUAGUGAAACAGUGCAGUUUUUCCUGGGCCUGAACAUCCGCUUGUAUGAAGCCUAUGGCAUGAGCGAGAGCUCAGGACCUCACUUCAUGUCAGGUCCAAAAGCUUAUAAACUGCCAAGCUGUGGAAAAGUGGUGCCUGGCUGUCGAUACAAAUUGGCCAAUGUAGACUGUGAAGGGACAGGAGAAAUUUGCUUUUGGGGACGCAACAUUUUCAUGGGUUUCCUCAACAUGGAAGACAAAACAAGAGAAGCUUUGGAUGAAGAUGGAUGGCUGCAUUCUGGGGACUUGGGGAAGGUUGAUGAAGAGGGUUUCUUGUACAUCACAGGAAGGAUAAAAGAGUUGAUCAUCACUGCUGGAGGAGAGAAUGUUCCACCUGUUCCCAUAGAAGAAGCAGUAAAGAAGGAGCUACCCAUCAUCAGCAACGCCAUGCUGAUUGGAGACAAAAAGAAGUUUUUGUCCAUGCUUUUAACCUUAAAGUGUUGUAGCAAUACCGAAACCAUGGAGCCAACAGAGGAACUCAGUAUGGAAGCUGUGGAGUUUUGCAGACAGCUGGGCAGCCAAGCAACCAAAAUGUCUGACAUAACUGGUGGUAAAGACAAAGAAGUGUACCAGGCAAUUCAAAAGGGGAUUGACAGAGUCAACUCUGCAGCCACCUCCAACGCCCAACGCAUACAAAAAUGGACCAUUCUGAGGAAGGACUUCUCUGUUUCUGGAGGAGAGCUGGGUCCUACAAUGAAGCUUCGCCGUCCAGUUGUCUUAGAGAUGUACUGCAAAGUUAUAGAGAGCCUUUAUCAAGGAUAAAGUCACUUUCUACUGUGUAACUGUUAGUAUGAAAUCAAUCAUGUGUCAUUUUCCUUCAUCUCAUCCCCUGUGAACACGCAUAAAAUGUAAUUACAGUACGGCACAAAAGUCUUGAGCCAACUCUCAUUUCUUUUUAUUUUGGUUCCAGUGAGUCAGACUUUCUUGUAAUUUUUUGAAGUGUUCUUGAGUGGUCAGAUUACUGAAAAUUUGUGGUUACAGGUGUUAUGGUAUGAUGAAUCCAAAUUUGACACUUGUGGUUCAAAUCAUCACUAUGUAGAAUGAAGGUUAGGAGAGAGGUGCAACAGUGAGUGUCUGUAGCCACCUGAAAAACACAGUGGAGGCUCUGUCAUGUUUUGGGACUGCAUUUCAGCCGUUGGUGUUGGAGGAUCUUUCCAAAAUUCAUGGAAAUAUGAAUGCAGAAGUGUACUAUUGGAGUCUGAUUCACAGUCCAAGAGCAUCUGGAAAGUAUUUGGCAAUGGCUUCAUUUUUCAGCAUGACAAUGAUCCAAUGUAGUAAAAGAAUUCCUAGACAGAAAAAACAAAAUACAAAAAACACCUUUCAAUUGGGUUUGGCCUCCCAAGGGUGCGGUCCUAACCGUACUUGACGCAGUGUGAUAUCAUCUUGACACAGAAUGAAACAAAGAGAUCAAAUCUGAAGAGAUUUGAGAUAUCCUUCAAGAAGGCUGGAGAAAUAUUCCUGAAGACUAUUUAAAUAAAUUACAAGAACACUUGCCUAAGAGAGUUGCGGCCAUACCAAUUUGAGCUGUAUAAACAGUUUUUACCUUAUAUCCUGUAUUUCCAUGUAAGUUUGCACAUUUCAAUAAAUAAUUGAACCUAUUUCCCAUUUUCACUGCAUACUAUAAAGAAAUGAGGGGUGGCUCAAAACUAUUGCAUCUGUUCUGCAGAAUGAAAAAAAGAGAACCACACAUAGUGUUUAAAGGGCAUUUUAUUUAAUAAGUUUAAAGUUACACCAUUUUAAUGCAACUUUUACCUUGCCAACACUGAUUUUGACUUCUUUAAAAUGAUACCAAUCAUCUUGCCUGACAGGAAAAUUGGUGGAAGUGCUUUAUAACAUUGAAGAGAAAGACAUGCUUCUACCCAGAAAUCAGUUAUAACAACUAUCAGAGUCAUUUGAAUAACACUGAAUAAAAAUUAUGGCAUUUCUGAUGUCAGUGUAAUAUCAAUUUUACAAUAAUUACAUAAGCAAACAGUAAGUUUUCAAAAAAAUAUUUAGUGAAAAAAUCUCUAAUGCGUUUACAGAUGGAUUAUCUAAGCAACUAAAUGUGAAGCAGAGUUUGACUUCUUA